AUGGCGGCAGAGGGUGGUUACGUAAAGGGUGUGACGCACGUGUUUGCUGCCUCCACCGGUCGGUCUUUGUACGCCCGCCCGCCCGGUGCCCCGCUGACCUCGCAGUUCGGCAAGACGAUCCAGUCCCAACAAGUCCCCGGCUGGGGCGACUACUAUCUCAACUACAAGGCCCUCAAAAAGAUAAUCAACUCGUACGCCGCAGGCCGUCCCGCCUCUGACGCUUCCCUCCUCUCCCUCGGCCAGCGCCCGCCCCCGCUCACCCUACCCCUCUCGUCCCAUGCUCCCCCAAGAGAGCACGCGGUGGUGCAAGACCUGGAGCCAUUGCCGCCCCAAACGGCGCCGCCAGAGAAUAUCGGCAGUGGGCUGAUGAGUCGGGAUCCGGCUGCUGGGAGCGAUAAAGGAGAGAGCUUCAAGGCGCAUCGGGAUGUCUUCUUCUUUACGUUACAACGAGAACUCGAAAAGAUAAACCAAUUCUACCUGGUCAAAGAACGCGACCUGCGCCUCCGCCUCCUCACCCUCCUCUCCAACCGCAAACGCCUCCUCUCCCAUUCUACAUCCGACGACUCUCUCUCCGGCUCCCGCCGCGAUGCCGAGUGGAACUCGCUCGAAGAAGGCUGGCGUCUCUUUGAACGCGACCUCGGCAAGCUCCAAGGUUUCAUCGAAGUCAACGCCACGGGUUUCCGCAAGAUUCUCAAAAAGUGGGACAAGCGGAGUAAGAGCAGUACCAAAGAGCUCUACAUUGAGCGGCAGGUCGAGGUGCAGCCGUGUUUCAAUCGCGAAUUCAUCGCCAAGCUGUCUGAUAUCGUCGCUGCGAAUUUGCUGGAUAUCCAAGAUGGCUCCGAGCACUUGAACGCUUCUUUCCUGCAAGGCGACUUGCCUGAAGGGGUCACCAUUGACAUGCCUCCUUCCACCGGCCGAUCAGACUAUGACGCCGACGCUUCCCGCGCCCUCGCGCAGGACGCCCUCACAGACCUCGAAGACAACCUCGUCAAAGCCCUCGGCUCCGGGCACGACGCCCUCGUCUCAUGGCUCCGCGCAGCCCGGUCUCGUCAACACAAAUCCCCCGGCCCAGGGCUCAUGCGCAUCCUCUGGCGCUGCGCCCUCCACGCCCCGGAACAAGACCUCGACCUCAUCCAAAACACCAUCCACCUCGACUACGCCUACGUCGAUACGAUCAACAAACGUUCCCCUCUGCACCAAGCGUCCAUAUCCGGCUCGUCCGGCGUCGUCAAGCUUUGCCUCUUGCACAACCCUGCUUUACUCGAGAAACCGGAUGCUUAUGGCAGACGGCCGUUGCAUUGCGCAGCUAUGAACGGCCACGCCCCCCUCCUCUCUUUACUCCUCGCCCACAAAGCCGAUCCCUCCGCGACGGAUAUGGACGGAUACACCCCCCUCAUGCACGCUAUCCAGCACGGCCACCUCCCCUCCGUCCUCCUCUUCGUCCAAUCCAAAAUCCCGCUCGAACCCACCCCCAAAAUCAGCACCGACCUCAUCCCCCUCUCCCUCGCGUGCGAAUUCGGCCAAGUCGACGUCGCCCGUGUCUUGCUGCGCGAAGGCGCGGGGGUGGUGCCCAACAGCGAGGGGCUCUAUCCCCAGCAUUUCGCGGCGAAAGCGGGGCACGAGGCCAUCUGCCGCCUGCUCGUCGACGAGGGUGGGCCCUCGGGCGGGGGCAAGGAUAGGCAGGACAAGUAUAAUUUGUGGACGCCGCUGCACCAUGCUGCGAUUGGGGGUACGGCGGCGCAUCUGGCGUGUGCGAAAGUGUUGGUGGGCGCGGGGUGUGAUGUGAAUGCGAAGGAUGAGUAUGGAAAGUCCCCUGGGUGGUAUGCGGCGUGGUUUGGGCAUGUGGAGUGUUUGAACUUUUUGUUGGAGCAGGGUGCGAGGUUGGAAGGCCGGGGUAGUAGUCGGGAAGCUGGCCAACAUGGGGGAGGAGGGGAAGGGGAAGGGGCGGGGAUGGGGAUGGAGAAUCUGGGACUGGCGGCGGAUCCGCAGAUGGACAGUUUGAGUCCGGGGUCGGAUAUUGAACUGGACCCGCCGGCGAUGGAAGAGAUCGAGUUGAUACCGAGUUUGAGCUUGCCCCCGCCCAUCAUCCCAUUGAGAGUGUAUGGACACGAAUUCUUGGCGAAACGGUGUUUGAUACAGAUAUCGCUCGGCCACCGCAUCUCGUCGUCAAAUCCCAAACGGCCCCCUAUCAAACUCUACUCUCGGUCCGGCACUGAUGCGCCGCUGCAUCUAUGGUCAAGUCUAAAGCUGGUGAUGACGAGUAAACAAGAUACAGCCGCCGUACCCCACUCUGUCAUCCUCCCCAUCGCAGACGAACGCGAAGUCUUCUCCUUCCACGCCCAAGACCUCUCGAGAUUCACAUUAGAGCUCUCCCUCUACCCCACCUUUGGCUCCAAAGUCAUUGCCCGCGCCAUCAUCCUCCCCUCCACCUUCUCCCACAUACCGUACCACACCCCGCUCUCUGCUCCCCUCCUCGACCAUAAUCUAAAGACGAUAGGCGAGGUGGCGCUGGAAGCGUCGUGUAUCAAGCCGUUUGAGGGGGCGCAGUUGGAGAUUGGGGGGAGGGUGGAGACGUAUUGGAAGAGUAAAGUCACGCCCAGCAACCCGGGGCAAGACCAUGCGCACUUGCCCGCCCAGAGCGGCGCCCUCGGCGCGGGCGUAUUCAGCGGGGCGCCGGCGGUCAGGCCGCCUGCUGUUGGCGGGGCGGCGCAAACAGGAGGGGCAGGGGGGGCAGGGGGGGCAGGGGGGGCAGGGGGGGCAGGGGCAGGGGGGGAGAGCGCGUUGGUGACGGCGUCGAGUUUGUCGGGGGAGUAUGUGCAUGUGGUGGUGCAGGUUACGAAAGAUGGGGUGCCGGUUGUUUAUCCUCAUCUUCGACUACCCGUGGAGGAAUUCGAUUUGGGUGUGUCGGAUGUGACGUUUGAGCAAUACACGAAACUCGCUUCAAGACUCGGCCUCACCUUGUCUCCCCCCCCGACGACGACGACAACCCUGAGGCAUGGGGAGUGGUACACCCUCCUAGCUACGACCCUCUCCUCCCUCUCCGACGUCCUCGCCAUCCUGCCCAACAACAUUGGCGUCAAUUUUCGCCUCCAAUACGCCCGGGGCGUCGAUGCGAAACACAAGAAGGUGGGAGGGAAGAGUAGGGAGGUUAAUGAGUGGGUGGAUAGGGUUUUGGAGAAGGUUUAUGAGGCGGGGAAGAAUGUGGAUGGGUCGGCUGGGGCGGGGGGUUCGGGGAGUAGGAAGAUUAUCUUUUCGAGCUUUGAUCCGACUGUUUGUACGGCUUUGAAUUGGAAACAGCCCAACUAUGCCGUCUUCUUUGCGUCUUACUGUGGUAUCUCUCGCGCCCACUCCAUGUCUGCAACUUUCUCCAAACACCUCAUCCCAGCACCAAAAGAAGAAGAAUCAGACGUCCGUUGUCUAAGCGUCAGGGAAGCUGUCAAUUUCGCGAAAAGCCGGAAUUUGCUGGGUGUCAUCCUCGAGAGUUCUACCUUGGCAGCGGUACCGUCGUUGGUGGCAUCCGUCAAAGACGCUGGUCUGCUUCUUGCGACGUUUGGGGACCAGACGGAUAUCGGGGUGUUGAGGCAGGGGGCGUCGGAUGGGAGGACGGUGGAUGCUUUCGUCAUUGACGGGGUUAUGACGCUUACUAUUUGA
Molecule: messenger RNA, 3651 nt
Organism: Cryptococcus wingfieldii CBS 7118
Lineage: Eukaryota; Fungi; Basidiomycota; Tremellomycetes; Tremellales; Cryptococcaceae
Product: cyclin-dependent protein kinase inhibitor
Exons: 7
Coding region: 1-3651 (1216 amino acids)
Biological process (GO): protein localization to ciliary inversin compartment; lipid metabolic process
Cellular component (GO): ciliary inversin compartment
Molecular function (GO): protein binding; phosphoric diester hydrolase activity
Source: RefSeq, a predicted model, not a curated record